Messenger RNA from Abrus precatorius (Indian licorice), 1726 nucleotides. RefSeq names its product beta-glucuronosyltransferase GlcAT14A-like. Bases 269 to 1522 code for a protein of 417 amino acids. Gene Ontology annotation, cellular component: membrane. Gene Ontology annotation, molecular function: glucuronosyltransferase activity. Lineage: Eukaryota; Viridiplantae; Streptophyta; Magnoliopsida; Fabales; Fabaceae. The record is from RefSeq and is a predicted model, not a curated record. The transcript is spliced from 5 exons.
AAGAGACUAACAUUUUAUUUAAAAUAUGUACAUACAAACUCCCUCUCUUUACAUACCUAUAAGCUUUCAAAUUUCUGAGCUGCUUUUUGUUACCUUCCAGUUCAAGUUUUCAAACGUUAGAUCCUCAGCAUUUAGAUCAAAGGCAAAUUUUGUUGCUGCAAGCCUAUCGGAUGAACCUGCUUUCACAAUAGAUGAACUUCUUGAUGAUAGCCAAAUCGAUCUGACUUAAAUCUUUCAGCCUUUUGUACAUCCACAGAUAACUAUUUCAAUGAGAACAUCCAAAUUUCCAUGUAGGGGAUUGGAUUAUCGUCUAUGCCUUCUAACUUUUGCUGUGUGUUUGCUGUUGUUUGGAUCGGUUUCAAGAUUGAAUAUUCCAAAUGUUUCUUAUGCCACAGUAUCUAAGAUUCAGCACUACAAUCCUAAGAGAGUUAUAUCAAAAGGAAAAGGGUACCCUCCUGUGCUUGCAUAUUGGAUUCUUGGCACCAAAGGAGAGAGUAAGAAGAUGUUGAGGCUGUUGAAGGCUGUGUACCAUCCAAGAAAUCAGUAUCUACUUCAGCUUGAUGAUGAUUCCUCGGAAUCUGAGAGAAUAGAUUUAGCUGUUUCAGUUAAAUCCCUUGAGGUGUUUGAGGAAUUUGGAAAUGUUAAUGUCAUUGGGAAAAGUUAUGCCAUCAAUAGGAUGGGAUCUUCUUCACUUUCUGCCCCUCUGCAUGCUGCUGCUUUGCUUCUUAAACUGAAUCCUGAUUGGGAUUGGUUCAUCACCUUAAGUGCUUCAAAUUAUCCUCUCAUGACUCAGGAUGAUAUCCUUCAUGCUUUCACAUUCUUGCCAACAGAUGUCAACUUCAUUCAUUACACCAACAAGACAGUGCGGAACGAGCAACGAGACAUUAAUCAAAUUGUGGUAGACCCAAGUUUACAUUAUGAAAAGAGUAGUCCACUUUUCUUUGCUGUGGAGUCUCGAGAAACACCAGAUGCUUUUAAGCUAUUUCGAGGUUCACCCUGGGUGAUUCUUACAAGAACCUUUAUGGAGUACUGUGUAAGUGGGUGGGACAAUUUACCAAGAAAACUUCUAAUGUUCUUCAGCAAUGUGGCUUAUCCUUUAGAAGCUUAUUUCCACACUGUUUUGUGCAACUCCCCCGAGUUCAAGGACACCCUUGUGGACAAUAAUCUAAUGUACAGUCUUUGGGACACUGAUCCAUCUGAAUCUCAAUUGCUUGAUAUGUCACACUAUGAUAUAAUGCUGGAAAGUGGGGCUGCAUUUGCACGUCCAUUUGGCGAAGGUGAUCUUGUUCUUGAGAAAAUUGAUGAUUUGAUUCUUAACCGAUCAUCUAAUGGGUUGGUUCAAGGAGAGUGGUGUUCAAACUCAGAAGUAAAUAAGACUUCAGAAGCUGAGGAAGAAUUCUUCUGCUCACUAUCUGGCAAUAUUGAUGCUGUAAAGCCAGGGUCGUUUGGCAUCAAGUUUAAGACUCUACUAGCUGAAAUUGUCAACAGUAGUAAAUAUAGAACUAGCCAGUGCAAAUUCUAAAAUAGAAUGUUUCUAAAACCACAUUGAAAAUGGAUCCUUUCUUACCCCUAUGCUAACUGAUUGAAAUUGGUUUUGAGAUUGCCCUUUGCUAUUAUUGAGGCCUAGAAGUUUGGAACAGAAGAUUCAAGAUUGUGUCUGCUCAAAGCUGAGUUUGUUUCCAUUUCUCCACACUCAUAAGUUUUUUUUAUUUAAACGUAAAUUCGU